This is a messenger RNA of Colletotrichum lupini, 6423 nucleotides long. RefSeq names its product CoA-transferase family III. The coding region runs from base 1 to 6423 and encodes 2140 amino acids. The record is from RefSeq and is a predicted model, not a curated record. Lineage: Eukaryota; Fungi; Ascomycota; Sordariomycetes; Glomerellales; Glomerellaceae. The transcript has 27 exons. Gene Ontology annotation, molecular function: catalytic activity.
AUGUACGGAGUACUUCUCACGAAGUCUCUGAACGCGGUGAAGGAGGCAAGAACCGAAUUGAGACGACGUGGGAAUGUGCGAACCAUUAAGUGGAGCCGGUGUACGUACAGUAUAUUUACCCAGCUUGCCAACGAAGAAGGCGCGGGUGAUUCACCAUCUACAAACUCCCUGCACUUCCAUCUUCGCUUCUAUAAGCUUUGCCUCUUCUUUCUCACCGUCAUCUUGAUAAUGUACCGUGCGAAACUGACUGGUUCAACCAUAGAGGAGGAUUCUCAGCCCAGGCUGCCCGAGCUAACAUCAUCCACCCACGUCAGCGAGAUCGCCCGGCCAUGUGAGGUCCGGGGAACGAGGAGACUCGAGAAGGAAAAGGCACUAAGACCUGAGACGGGGCGAGCUGGCGGGUGCCUCAACCGGCAUAGUAUCCUGCACGGUUCCAAUGCCAUCAGCAAGCAUCAGCAAGUCAGCGUGCCUCCGAUUGAACAUUGUUUCUCGUCAAUAAGCUCUCACAUCUGCUGUGUUCCCAUCCUUAUGGGGCUUGGCGUUGUCGAUUCGCCGGUCGGCAUUUUGCAGCGUCAGAUUCUCAGCGAUGCUCACCUAAAGCACCUGCCUUUCUGUAUCCUACGACUCGAUAACAUGAUGAAGACGCCGCACCGGAAGAGCAAGCGAGCACACGAGCACCUUCCACUCACAGCCUUACCGUCAAGUGAGGUAAUCAAUGCCAGUAUUGGACGGAUACUCGGGCAAUCGGAAGGGAAGGUGAACUUCUUCGGAUGGAGGGGCGGGAGACGACCUCCAUGUCUUGUCCAACUACCGAUUAGAGAGGCAGCAGAAAGCCGUUUUCGUCGAUUGACUAUCUACAACUUCCACCGUUGCUACCGAGCAGGAAACAAACGAAAGCUUAUUUUACCGAGCGUUCCCACAUUAGAUGGUCGAACCACGCUGUGUCAACCUUUCGGGAGAAUUGAUGGGACACGCGCGAUGCCACCGCUUUCACCUGCCCCUCUAUUGCGUGCCAUCAUCAGCCAGCGGGCCACAGAUCAGCUCACCGCGUCUUGCGGAUCGUCUCCGGAUUGCAUAGAGGUUUUCUGCGGAUGGCCAGUAUCAGGGCAAUAUGGAUUUGGCCAGCGAAUCCUGUAUUACAUUCUUUUGGCAGUAUGCGUACUAGCUCGUGGAGAGAAAUGGAUCAGAGAUGUCUGCAUAGCAGCGGCAUUGAUCUUACCGGCCGUGGCUGCGGUGCAUGGGAUCGUUCUUGCUGCGCUCCACGUAAAUGACGCUGCCGAUAUGGAUAUCUACGGGGCGCUUCAAUUCUGCUCCAUUGGCAUUCUCGCAGUUCCGUUGACGGUCAAGAAGUCCGAGACGUACUUCCACGAAAAGGGACGCAACACUGUCUUUGUGUGGACGAGUCUGUUACUAGCAGGUCUCGUGAGCUUGGCUGUCGAGUUCUACCGAUCCAAUUCUAUUCCCUGCUAUCAAGACAACAACGGCAAUCCAAUAUCGUCGGACCCGAGAAAGUUCCCUUACGGAGACAGUCCAUUAUGCGGUAUUACCUGUUCCCAGACAGACGGGCCAUUUUCUCGCUUGAGGCAAAAGGCUGCUAGUGAAAUUUUCGUGGUGCCGAGGCCGAACGAGCUUCGAUUUGGAAACGCCAUGUUUCUCGCGGUGGCAUGUUGCGUUCCGGCCAUAAUCUCGCUCAUCUCUAUGAGAAACAAGAUCGUUAUCACCGAUUGGAUCAAGAGGCAGAACGGGCCGCAGAAGGAAAAGGGAAACGAAUCCGAUGAAUCCAAGGAUCUACACCGAACGUUUAGCGGGUUCCUGAAUCUGAUCGAGAUCUUCGUUUUUGGCGGCGCUGCCUUAGCCAUUCUCAUCCUCGGAGAGAUCAAUCUCUGGAGCCCCCAGAUGGACUAUCAUACCGAGCCAUUUGGAAGCGUUGGCCAAUGGGGCACCAUUGUUGCAACAGGGCUAGCAAUCGUGGGAUCAUUCCUCAUUUACCUCCUAGACGGUAUAAACGAGGCCCCGAAAGACCCGCUUAGCAUCUGUGGCUGCGAACACUGUCGAUUGAUCUAUGAUCGGGCUCGAGAGGUAGACUCGGAGUCUUUCCAAGAAAGUGAAGAUGGGCAUGCAGACCACAUUGAGCAUGGCUUGCCGCCACUCACGAGCACGUCUACGCGCGGAACUCAGACAACCAAGCAAGGUCCGGGACAUAGACGAAAGGUCUCUGCCGGCCUGGUCAAAGUUGGCAAAUGGUUCGGCAGCACUACCGAAGAUCCAUUUGGGGCCCCCGACUACAGGGAAAAGCAGUGGCCAGAAGUUCCUGGAGAGCGGUUCAGAAGUUCCGCCUUGAAAGAUACGGCUGAACAGUACAGCACAUACCGAGAACAUGAACCACAGGAGCCAGUAUCACCAGGACACCACUCAGGAAGCGAAGGCGGGCCCGCGACGCCACGACCUAUAUCACCCAUAUCACAGGAAUCGCCAUUGUCGCCUCCGCCACCGAGCAGAGCUAGGCCAAGGAACAACUCGGAGCCUGUUUAUUCACGAUCGCCAUCGCGGCGGCGACCAGGCUCGCCUUCUUCUCCGGCUGGAUCGCCCGAAGGCCCGCGAACUCGACGCCGGCAGACUCUUGAGGUCCCUGGGCAACGUCAUUUUUUGAAGAUGGUUGGUCAAAUCCGUUGUGAGAUUUCUUGUUCUCCUUUGCCCGCAUUUUGGGAGGCGUUCGGUGUCAGUGCUGCUCGAUAUCCAGCCAGAAGUACAGAAAUGCCACAUACGGGACAUUUGAGGCCGAGUUUCAGAGCCGAUGAAGGCAGUCUACCGGGGUCGGAGCUGGGGAACCAAGUCGUCAACAUCGAUGAUGCCGGUCUCGAACUUGUUCAACAACUUCCCCGCGAAAGCUUAAUUUCCUCCCGGAUAGUCUCCAGGGCUGCGCGGUCAUGUCCGCAGUCCUCACGCCUUCCGACGGCGUGGCGUCGGUACUCAUCGGUACCGAGCAAUAAGCUGCCGCUUGAGGGGUAUCGUGUGCUGGACAUGACGAGAGUUUUGGCUGGACCAUACUGUACACAAAUUCUGGGAGACUUGGGCGCCGAGGUGAUAAAAGUCGAACAUCCCGUUCGCGGCGACGACACUCGAGCAUGGGGUCCUCCUUACGCAACCUACAAAGCCGGCUCCUCCAAAGAAGGACCCGGCGAAUCGGCCUACUUCCUCGCAGUGAACCGCAACAAGAAGUCACUAGGCCUCAACUUCCAACACCCCUCCGGCACAGAAAUCCUCCACAAGCUCGUCUCACAAUGCGACAUCCUCGUAGAGAACUACCUCCCUGGCACUCUCAAAAAGUACAAAAUGGACUACGACACCCUCCGCGCCAUCAACCCAGGCCUCAUCUACGCCUCCAUCACGGGGUACGGCCAGACUGGCCCGUACUCGGACCGCGCGGGCUACGACGUCAUGGUCGAGGCCGAGUUCGGGUUGAUGCACAUCACCGGCAGCCGCGACGGGGAACCCGUCAAGGUCGGCGUCGCUGUUACGGACCUCACGACGGGGUUGUAUACGAGUAACAGUAUCAUGGCGGCGUUGCUUGCGAGGGGGCGGACGGGGAGGGGGCAGCAUAUUGAUGUGGCGCUGAGUGAUUGCCAGACGGCGACGUUGGCGAAUAUUGCGAGUAGUUGUCUGAUUAGUGGGAAGAAGGAUUCUGGACGAUGGGGGACCGCGCAUCCCUCCAUCGUGCCGUAUAAAUCCUUCAAGACAAAAGACGGUGAUAUCCUCUUCGGCGGCGGCAACGAUCGACUCUACGGCAUCCUCUGCCAGGGACUGAACAAACCAGAAUGGCAGCACGACGCAAAAUACGCGACAAACGCCCAGCGCGUCGCCAACCGCGUCGAGCUCGAGGCGCUCAUCGAGCAAGUCACCGUCACCAAGACGACGGCGGAGUGGUUACGCGUGUUCGAAGGUAAGGGGAUGCCGUACGCGGCGGUGAAUGAUGUGCAGGGCACGCUGGAGCACGAGCAUACGAAGGCGCGGAACAUGGUUGUCGAGAUGGAGCACGAGGAGUGCGGGCCGAUUCGGAUGGUGAAUACGCCGGUCAAGUAUUCGGAGAGCGAGCCGAGCGUGAGGAGCGUGCCGCCGACGUUGGGGCAGCAUACUGAUGAGGUUUUGGGGGGGCAUCUUGGGUUCUCGGAGGAGAGGAUUCGGGCUUUGAAGGGAGAGGACCCGAGCCCACGCGCGAGCACUGCAAUUUUAACCCCUCCAAAGGCCAUUUGCAUGACCAAAGAAGCGGAUUUGAUCGUUGAUCAUUUCACUGCAAUCUUAAUCCCUGGAAGGUGGGAUGCUAUGGGCGUUUUCGAUCGCCUAAGCCUGUCUGUCCACUGCACUACAAUCGCUUCUGAACUCCGUCUUUCCUGCCCCACCUUGAUUGGCCUGGCUGACCGAGGGACUCCAAGUGGUCGCGUGUUUGAUGGCAUUUCUGCGGUUGACUUCCUGCGUACACAGCAAGCCGUCAUUAUUAUUUUCUUUCUUCGAAACAGAUACCCGUUGCCUCAAAUUCUAUUCCUCAUUAAUCGAUGGGCCAGUCUUUUUAAUUUGAGCUUCUGCAUCCAGAAGCUGGAAUAUCUCGGCCUUUGCAUCACCUUCUUGCUCUCACAAGCCAUCCACACCUUACACGCCUGCAUCGCGGCACAAGCCGCACCUUUCAAUCUCAACAUGUCAGACCCAUCGGCUUCAGACCUUAUGGCAGUCGAUGCAGACGCUACUGAUGAGUUUCAAUUCGGCGAAAUUGAUACCACAGUCGAAAUGGAGGUCCUGCCCACGAUGACCGUUCAAACACAGCCAGAAGAUGUGCAAACAGCUCCCGUCGAAGCCGAAUCUCACCUGCAGUUGCCUGCGCCGAUUGCGCAAAUAGAAAUUGAGCCUGCGCCAAUUGAGCAUCGCCAUGAUGUACAGACACCGCCUCGUGUGUCAACUCCUCCGCCAGCUAUUGAACAGCAGUCGUACCAGCCACAGUUCUCUCUUGCGACUUCACGAUUCAUCAUGAGUCGUCACAGAGGCGCUACCCCGGCAUCACCACCGCCCCAUCUCGUCGCAACUCCUCCUCCCCCUCCAACUCCUGAGGUCGCCCCAGAGGAAGUCGAAGAUACACCUGUGGACUACUCGCACCUGCCUAUGACCGUUUAUCUCCCGUACGCAGAACCCCAAUCAGUUCCGCCCAGCUCAGUACCAUCUUCUGGAGCAAAGCGGAAGCGCGCGGCAGCGGAAGAUGAGGCUUCCCGGAAAUCCGCAAACAUCCCCGCCUACCAGGAACCCGCAAUCCUCAAGCGUCCCGUACCUAGACCGCCGGUGAAGAGGAAGCGCACCAAGGAUGACGGCAGCGGAAACCCAAUGUGCGUCAAGUGCAACCGCAUCUCUGCCACAGACGGCAACCCCAUCGUCCCCUGCGGCUGCGGCGAGGCCUGGCACCAGCUUUGUCAUGACCCAGAGAUCUCGGCAGACGCCCUGGGCGGCGGUUCCUCCAAGUUCAAGUGCGUCACCUGUAAGGAGGAGGACAAGCAGCAGGCCAAGUAUCAGCGCGAACUUGCAAAGUACCGCGAGGCGAAGCAGGAGCAGUCGGAGUGGAAGAGGCACCACAACGAGGUGGAGAGGAAGCGCGAGAAGAAGCUUGCCACCCUACCACAGUUCCCUAAGCCGAGCCUCAUUGGCUUUGAACGAGGCAGUGCCAGUGGCAGUGAGAGACGAGAGUACUUUUCAGGUCUCAAGAGGAGCGAUCUCCUCAAUCUCCUCUUAUUCAGCGAACAAAUCCACCCCGGCCUUCUCGUAGACGUCCUCGCCUCUGUCUCCAAGAAGCACCCCGACCUGCCUCUCUUCAGCUCGCCAGAUUGGGCUGAACCAAAAGUUCAACACCGAGAAUCACAGCCCCGCCGCCAGCAAGACUACCGCCCGGCUUCCAAGCCCUCGAAGCAGCGGUCCAAAACAGGCGGCGUCCGCAAGAUCCUCAAGACCGCACCCACCGGCGCAGCCGAUCAAGCAGAGGCAGACGCCGAAGACUCGGAGGACGCACUCCCCGAAUCCUGGCCUAAAGCCGGACAUGGUCUCUACCAGCGGCUGAAGUCCGAGAAGGAUGACCCGAUGUUGUACGACGACAACGACGAGGAGGCGUUCAGUCACUUCAUGCAGCCCGGCAAUCCUCAGUAUGAGAGCUUCGACAAAGAACAGCGGGACAAGGCACUGGGAUUUCUGCACAAAAAGUUGGCGGGCAUUACAGAUGGCGCUGCACGUGCGGCGGCAACUCCUGGGGACGUUGAUGCGCAGAUGGCUGAUACCCCCGAGACCACGACGAAGGGACGGCAGACGAAGCGAAGUAAACAGGCUGGCACAGUCGUCGCUGACGAGACCUACUCUACAUCCAAAGAGAUGGCUCACAUGAAGCCAUGGCACCUGUAA